CGACCUGCAUCCACCCUCUCUCGCUCUCUCGGUGCCACCCCUGGCCUCAGUCGCGCUCCGCGGCCAACUUAGUGCACACGCCACUCCGUUGGCCCUCCCAGGCGAACUCGCUCGCGCUGUUCUCCUCACUGCGCCGUGACCGUCGACGGUCGCUGCAUCGUCGCGCGCGCGUCAGCCACCCUCUGUCGCCCGUGACGUACAGCCGCACGACGAGUGCGAGUUCCCGCGUUCGGAGCGAGCUGUGAUCCGUGCGUACGGCAAACGUGCGAUCACACGCGCCGUUCUUCAACUCCGAUCCUCGCUGAUCGCGAAUCGCGCGCGCGAACGACGCACGAUGGCCAACGCGAGCUGAGAGAGAGACUUCGCGCGCGCCUCGAGCCAGAAGAGUACGAAUACGAGUGCGAGUUUCCUCCGUAAACCGAGUGCGCGAUAGUAAACACACCGCGGGAGACUUCCGGCAGAGCGGACGCCCGCGCCCCACAUCCGGAAGCGGAAGCGGGACACUGAGUCCUGCCUUCGUCCGUCGUCUUCGCGGAAGAUCGUCGUGGAAGAUCGUACGUCCACCUUCAGCAGCGGAGUCCGAAGAAGAUCACGUACGACGACUCGGCUCUACGCGCCGUCAGUGGCUGCAAGAGGCCGACGGGAUUUCAUGUUCACGAAUUUCAGUAAACCAGGUAACGAUGCGCCAGAGACCCGUCGGCCGAUGUCAAGCUGCACGGAAUCGGCGCGUCGGCAUUGCGAGUCCUUUCGCCGUGGCGGGACGCGCCGCGCUAUUGCGUCGCUGCUACCGCGAGAGAUCGGGAAAGGGCGGGAACGCCGCGACUCGCGGCGGGAUUCAUAUCGAUCGCGCGAUCGAAGGCACGCGCGACGCGCGUUCCCCCCGCGCCAAGGGGUGGAAACACGGACGGAGGGACGGAUGGUCGUCGUGCGUCACGUCAUCGUCGCAUCACGUCGUUUCGCCCCGAAAUUGCUCGCCCGACAGCGAAGCGUUGUCGCUCACGCUCGUUUCCCGCUUGCUACGUUCUCGAGACCUCGAGGAGUUGCGAAUAAAUUUACAUGGAGGAAAAGCGGAGCGCGCGCGUACCGUAAUAAUACAUUUUCCCGAACGACGGUAGUAGACCGCGCCGUAUAAAUAAACAGAACCGACUGCGGCGAAACAACGUCGAACAGCAAAUUCGACGUGAGUGAAAAAUUCGGCGUGGGACGUAAUCGCAAUUUCGCGAUGCCUCGCCGCCGGGGAAAAAUAGGGAGUUAUGCCGGGAGAAACGCGCGAAUUUUCGGCCGCGGGGUGUACAGAUCGCUCGCAAAUUGCUGAAUAUUAAUGUAGCAUCUGCAUUCGAUAAUGCGUUAUAUCGGAUCGGCUGCGUUUAUCAGCUCGGGAAUCAACUGUCCGCGAUCUCAUUAGGGGAGAAAAGUGCUCGAUAACGUAAUGCCGCUCGAUGAGUCAUGGGUACUGCGUGGGCAGAUAGAAGGAUGCAAUUAUACGCGGAAGAACCGAUGCGGUCGGAUUCGAAUUUCCAUAUUUUCGCUAUUCAUUUGCGCGAGUAUUAUUACUGCCCCUCACAGUAAAAGGUGCAUGGUAUUUCCGAUAAAAUAUGCCACUUUCAAAGAACGUGCUUCGCAAAAUCAACCGCGCACCCGCGUGCUUCCGCCCUUCUCGUCCGGGAAUGGCUUGUGGGGCGACUGAUAAAGUAGAAUUUUACGUAGCGAUAGGGCACAACCACUGAAAAAUUUAAUAUCUCAGACAUAAAUUCUAUUCCUGCAUGCUUGCCGCACGCAGAACGGAUGGCUGAUAUUUUCGAUGCAAUAUGUCGUCCUUUCGAGAAAUUUGUCUUUGAAAUAUCUUAUUUUGUUAUUCUUUGUAUCGAAAGAUGGAGAGAAAAUUAAUCGAAUAGUAUUUCAUUGAGAAAAAUAAUAUACAAAAUUAUUAAUGCCGGCAGUUAUUGGACAUAAUCUAUAAAAAGAGAAAUAUUUCUUUUCUAGAAAUGUUAAAAUAAAAUAAAAACCAGUGUAUUGCCAGAUUAAUGUGUAUUUUAUUUUAAAAAUAUUUCGACGGAUAUAUUGAUUUUUGGUAAAGGUGGAAAUUUGAUAUUUUAGCGUUGAAGAGCAGAGAUUGUGCCGAAAAGCGAAACGACUGUGGAAGAUCGCGCGAGCAUUUUGCUAAAAUGAAUUACGGUCGUAGACGCUCCUAUUUGAACAGCGACGAUUAGCGCCGCUCUUUUGGUGGAAAGUACAAUAUUUGACGCCAUCGGUUCGCGGGAAAUAUUGGUAUCGACCUAUCGCAAUUAAUUUUUGCGCAAAUGUGCUCUCGCGCGAAGAUAAUUACACAAUUCACAGCGCGUUAAUUGCAGAUACGGCACCAUUACGGAUACUAACCGGCUAAUUUUCAGUCUCGCGUUUCAGCGUCGAACGCAUUUUUCCCGCGCGUCGCGACACCGAUUGCACGCGUGUCUCUCACACGUACACGUCAUGGAGUGUCCCGUCAUACUACGCACACAAACACACGUCGAGCUUAAUUUUUAAUCUGCCACGCCGUGGAGAAAUAAUCUGCCCGCCGCUUAUUAUGCAAAUUUAAUCGCGCGUUUAUCGCGAGGCACGCUAAUCGCAGAUAACUUUCCCGCUCAACUUCACCGUUGCGGUGCGUUUGUUCCUUUUUAAGUCCGGCAUAACAAAGAGCGACUGGGCCUCGCUUUGUUUCCCCGGCAGCAGAUACGCCCGCGUUUAAUCCACCCCCCUGUGCGAUCUUUCUCAACGUGACCAUUAUGUCGUCACCGCGUUCACGGUUGUGCCGCGACUUUUACGUUCAGGCACCGAUUCAGGCCGCGCGGUUCUCGUUGCCAAAUAUCGCGUUCAUUCAAUCACCCCGUGGGGAAGUGUCUCUCUUUCGACGCGCGGCACGGAACGAGAUCCGAAGAAAAAUGUCCGAGAGAGCGGUGUGGAAAGAGAAAGGUAUCCCCUUAAUCGGUGAACUUGCUCACGGGAGUCCCGCACUUGCAUAAGACGUCUGAGCACAUAAGGGGGUGUCGGAAAAAUUAGCCGGUGGUUCUGGGUCGAUCCGAGGAGUAGAUACUCGCCGAGUACGCCGAGGAACGAGCCGAGUAACUCUCCGUGAUGGUUCCGAGAGACAGGUACUCCCGGGUGAGCUCAGUUCUCCAAAGUUUUCCGACUCCUAUCGUCUUCACGGGGCAGUUUCUCGGGACGUCUCAAAGCGUUUCUAUUAUUCGCAGCCGCUACUCGGUCUCUCGAGUCAUUCAGGAGAUAUUUCGGAGCGCGACGCUUCCGCAGUACGUCGUUCUCCGCUUCGCUUGCGGGCGUGCACACGCCUGUAAAAAACGAGGCGUAUUCGGCGUGACGUGACGCUCGCGUGUAACCAAGUACGUCAUCGAUGGUAUGGCGUUUGCUCGCGAGAAACGUCAGAUUCGUUUGAAGAUCCCGUGCUCAAAGCGUGCGCUCGUCCGCCUUUCGUCCCGUCCUCGCUUCGACAGCAUUAUAGUUGGGGAAAAUGCAUGCUCGAGUGCAGCGGCGCGUCCUUUAUCGGCGCGGACGCCCUAUAUAGAGCUUUCCCCGAGCGCUUCCACGUUAUCGCUCGUGUUUGCGUCACGGACUCGAACUUCCAAUUCCUAAUCGAUUCGCGGCGCCGAGCGGGAAUCUCGGAGCGAGAUAGAGAUAGAGAGAUAGAGAGUGAGAGAGACGCCGGCGUCUCUUCAGUGUCACGCGUUUACAACAACGAACACAAGUCUGGAGAAAGGGAAGAGAAGAGACUCGAUUUCUUAUUUUUCUACGCUUGGAGUCUAUUUUUUUACGCCUCGUGAACUGUACUUUGCUCAAGAAAGCCGAAAGGCUUCGGUUAAAUAGUUGACGUUAAUAGUUAAAAGUAAAUUCGGGAGAACGCGCAGCGGCAAUUGCACGUCGCCGAUCUGCCAACGGAUCGCGAUCGAGAGAAUGCGACACGCGAGCAUGCAACGCGUGAAGAUCCACGCGUCGAAGAUCAACCGGAAGAUGAGUGUGCCAAUGCUUCCGCUAUUUUGUGCGAGAAGCGGCGCUUGGCGUGCGGCGUGCAGCUGCAGUGCAUCGAUCACCGAUGCAUUUCGCCGACAUCUCGAACAUGCUUCCGGCGUCAAAGGGCCAAGGUCGAGCCCGCUUAAUGGCGCGGCUGGUCGCGCCGACAUUUCGCCGGCACGCAGGACACACAGGGUCGGGAUUGGAGAUAGUCAAGAUGGACCAGCAGUAUUGUCUACGGUGGAACAAUCAUCCAGCCAACCUCACAGACGUUCUCAGCUCACUGCUUGCCAGAGAGGCACUCUGUGACGUGACCCUGGCCUGUGUCGGAGAGACAUUCAAGGCACACCAGACCAUACUCUCUGCAUGCAGUCCGUAUUUCGAGAGCAUUUUCCUACAAAACACCCACCCCCAUCCAAUUAUAUUCCUGAAGGAUGUCAAUGACACAGAGAUGAAGGCAUUGCUGCACUUUAUGUAUAAGGGUGAAGUUAAUGUUAGUCAGCAUCUGCUACCGAUGUUCCUUAAAACGGCAGAGGCAUUGCAGAUCAGAGGCCUCACUGAUAAUAGUGUAAAUAACAAGACGGAGGAAAAGAGUCCGUCACCGGAGCCAGAAACACAAACUGGAGUCAGACAUACUGAUUCGCCUAACCUCCAGUCUCAUCCUGAGAAAAGGAGAAGAAAGCAUUCAGGCAGCUACGAUGUUUCGCUUUCUGGUCCACCUAGUGAGAGAUUCUUGUCCGAUUCUCAGACAUCCUCGCAGUGUAGUUACAAAUCAAGUCCUCCUGUGAUUCCAAAGUUAAAUAAUGCCCUGGGAGUUGAAAUGGAAGAUGGUGGUCGACCCAUGUCCCCUGCAUCACAACCGCAGGCUCCUAUAAAACAAGAGGUGGAUCAACAUUUGCCCGACUUCCAUGACAAUAUUUCCCUCCCUGGUCAUCCAGUUGGACUGAUAGGAGAAGAUGGAGGGGCCACGGCAGGAGCGCUCAGCGAUGGUAUUCAGGGAAUUGAAUCAUCCGAACACCAUAAUCCCCCGGAAAUGCUUGACGGACUCGAUGGUUCGAUGCCGAGCGUGCCGGUCGGCCUCUCUUAUCACGAGAUGUUCGCCGUGUCGCUUAACAGCCCGGCUCUGUGGAGAUGCCGUGCCUGCGGGAAGCAGGUGACCAAUCGUUGGCACCAUUUCCACAUACACACCGCGCAGCGCUCGCUGUGCCCCUAUUGCCCAGCCACCUACAGCAGGAUCGACACUCUGCGCUCGCACAUACGCACCAAGCAUAGGGAGAUGCUGUUCGCCGGGAAGGGGUCCUUGUAGAGGACGGUGAUUGCCCCGCGGAGGAAACGGCCGCCGCCACUUCCGCCACUUCCGCGUCUGCUCCAUGAACGCCCGGUCGCGCCUUUCUUCGGCUUCGGGUUACCCUGACCAUCGAGUCGCCGGGGUAUUGGGGCCCCAAGUGGUGACGCGUCCACGAGGGAGAGUGCACGGUGAAGCGGGCGGCAGGUCAGUUCGCUGAUGGUCCUAUCAAGGCUAGAUCAAGGACCCCGAGAAGAUUCGCGGAUACUGGAAUCUGUGAACGAGGAUCUGUGUCGAGAAUCUUGGAAGCCGAAAACGUGAAAAUCCAGAGAAAUUCCCACAAGAUUCUUAGAAUCCAACAGGAUUUACAACUUUAAAACCUAUCGUUCGAUCGACAAUGUGUGUCUUUGGUAUCUGGGAGUCCAGGGGUUUCUGCGAUCAAGUAUUGUUUUUCCAGCAGGGGCAACUGUCGUGGAGAGCGUUCUCCCGAGCCCCGAAGGAAGCUGGACCAGCGAUCGACGCGAUGUUAUCGAUUCGCGGGGCAAAUCCGUACGAUCACUGGCCUCAUUAGCGAUAAUUAUUUGCCGGUUAAUCCGUUUGUCGCAUCUUCGAACAAGUCGUCGUGCCGCUCUUAGGAUGAGAUAGCAAGGGAGUGAGAGGGCGUCAGGGAAGGACGGUUAUCGAUCACCGCGCCCUCGAAACUUCCGUCACAUCUCGUGAAGCGGCGAAAGGGCGACGCGACGGGGCGGGGAAAUAAAAUAGGGCAAGGGAUCUAUCGACGACGUGCUCACGCGCUGGGUCAGGCGGUAUGGCUGGCACGAAGUCAGAAUUUUGCGAGGACAAUCGAUCGAUAGUAGUGCUUCGAACAGUUUUCGCGAAGACGGUGUGAGCUGUGUCUUGUUCGGUUCUCUCUCUCGUCGGGGCGAAUCGCGAGAAAUUGUGUCGAGCAGAGUUCCUUUUAUAUAUAUUUUAGUUUAAACGGAAACGGAAAUUUGAAAAAUUAUUUUGUUUAUAUUUUUGUAAGAUCCCUUUAAAAUUGUCGCAUAUUCGAAUAUGUAAAGAAAACCGCGUGAAUCAUUGUUUCUUAACGAAUCAAACGUCUCAUGAUGGAAUUGUGGACUUGAGUGGUAUUGUUUUCUCUGAUAGUCCACGUGUCCAUCAGUGAGUUAAUAUAUAAUGGCAUUGUCACAAUUUCUGGCUAUCCGCUUCCACGAGGAUGUUACGCAACAUAUUGCACGUACGUCAUAUCGCUAUUGAUCGGUGCAUCAGUUCUAUUUCGUUAAUUGAUUUCGAUCGAAUCGCCUCUACGUUUGUCGAUGAUUCGGAUGGCGAAAAGAGGCAAAGGAGCGAAGGAAAUGCACAAGAGAAUGCGAGGUGACACGCGAAUGCCCACGCUUUCUAGGUAAACGGUCUAAUUAAUAUUCAAUGGAAGGCUGAAACGCGUGCUGUGAUUUUCGAACACCGAAAAACAAACAAAUUUCAAAGGGUACUACGAAUUAUCGUGAUAGCGACCAUUAUCAUUGUUACAAAGAGGAUCCUAUUAAUCUUAAUAUUGUUUCGUUACGCGCGAUCAUUAACGAUCAUUUCUCACGAUUAAUUCGCGUUACAGCGCAAGCGGUCUACGUGUGAGUGAACGAGAGUGAGAGAAAGUAAGAGAAAAAUAUAUACACACACAUACACACAAAUACACACAUACAUACAUAUAGAUUACACUGCCAAUCCUCGGUAUACGAGAGUGAAUCAAUUUUUCCUUUAUCGAAUCGUCGAGAGGAUGGAUAUAUAACGCACGUGUUUUUUUUUAAUUUAUUAGACACUGCAUUAAUUUGCACGACUAAAAUUUGGUUCUUCUUUUAUCGUUUUAUCGGGAUUUCCAUCAUGACAAAUAUCUGGUAUACGAUACAUUAAAGCCACAAAAUAAAUCAAGAUUUACGAAAUAUCCGAGAAUGUAAGAACUUUGGAAAGACCGAGCACUCGGUCAAUCAUUCGGACAGUAAUUCGUCGUGCGUGAGCAUGAAAUUUGACGCGUUUCCGAAUUGUCGUGGACCGAGGAUGGCGGUAAAAUGCACGCGACAGACGUUCUGUAAUAGUAUUACGUGUGUACGCGGAGAUAUGUCCUGUAUAUAUUACGGCGGUGGUUGGUAACCACACACGUACACACAACGCACACGCACAGAAGACACGAAUGUUCGCCGUGAUGUCCUGGCGGAAAAUUCGAGCGCUCCGUUAACGCGGAUGCGGAGCACUGACGUGGACCCGCCGGCAUCAUCGGGCCAUCAGUUUCCGGAGAGCAGUAAGUAUCGAGUUGCUUGACUUCGUAUUUUAUCGGUUGCGCGAUUACGACAGUAAUUAAUCGGACAGCGCUCACGCGUAUUACGCGUUGGUACAUUGCGAUAAGAGCGAUCUUGUCGACCUCGAGAUGACACGUCGGGCGCCUCGAGCUUCCACGAGAGGCGGCUUGAUAACAGCGUUAUCAGAUUUCGGUGCUCCGACGAAGAACAGAACGGAUCCGGGGCUCCUCAGACCUUGCAGCGCGACGCCCAAAAACGAGCAAGUUUUAAGCGAACGGGUGACUCGCGCCUUUCAUCUACGAACAUUUGCAUCCUCAGAGCUUCGGAUCAUCGAAAUUCUGUAGUUUUUAAACCAUCUUGCUAUUGCUGGACGCUUCGAAACGCUGUGAAUAUUUCAGAUUAUGUGAUGCUGGUACUUAUACGGUGAACGGAACGUUUCUAUCCGCGUAGAAGAUAAAUUAAUAUAAAAGGUAGCAUGCGCUACGAGUCACGCGAUUCUUUUGGGGGUAAUGUUGCACUGUUUGAGAGAGGAACUCCGUCUUGGUUCACCACUCGCAACGAAACAUAGGCGUCUCUCGAGAGACGCCGGAUCACUUCAGAUAUACCCGAACAUUUCUCUUUGGACCAAUACUCUUCAUGUAAUAAACGGUUGUAAUCGCUGUCGAGGCUCGUAAAGUACCUAAGCAAACCUCACGACGAGAUGAGAGUUUUUGACCGUGUGGUUCCUAAGGUUUACUCGUAGCAAGCCAAGUCACAACGGGAGUUAUGUGAUAUAUAUAGGGGUGGUAUACUGUAUAAGAUAAUAAUUCACAGGGACGGACUGGCCCGAUGUCUCUUGGCGAACGAAAGCGCAGUAUUUUCCUUGGAUUAAUAUUAAACGAAGUAGCGUAUCGUUCAAGAUUACGCAACGGCGAUUUAAAUUAUAUUGUGAGAUUAAUGUGAAAAGAUUCACAAGUUUUAACUUUCUACAUAAAUAGGUUUUUGAAAUGUAUUUUAUGCGGUAUUAUUACUUGAUUGCGAGAUUUUAAUGUGUAACUUGAUUGCGAGUCGAUUUUGUUAGGAUUAGAUAGCAGCCCUGUCAGCCAGUCCGUUCAUGUUAAUUUGCGUGUUGCGUAUAAUUAAUAAUUGCGGAUGCGAGUCGAGGGAUGUGGAUCGCGCAGCGUCGGCGAUUCCGAUCGCGAAGGAUGUACGUCGCCGCGACAAGACGCUCCAGUCUCGGACGCAUUUGUUGUAGUAUUAAAUAUGUAAAUACCGGAAACGGGCGCACGAGAGCGAUUGGUUUUACGUAUCGGCUCUUUCCUUUUUUUUCCCCCUUGCAGCGAUGCAGUCGCGUGACGUCACGAGUUUAUUUCUAUUAUUAAUAGUAUUCUUGGCGCAGUACAUAAGGGAGGGUGAGCGCGCCGGCGAACCCCGGGGUUCGUUCGGCGAAAUUACUGUAGCUAGUCGUACGAGAAUCCGCGUGUUACACGUCUCAAGCGCACCUUUAGCAAUCGUAGUCCUAGCAGUGAGAAUUCUUGAACAUUUUUUUUAUCGUACUUUUUAUAUCAUCUUUUUAGUUUUAUCUCUCGAAGGUGCAUCCUCGAGUUUCCGGGGGGGUGGGGAAAAGAGGGGCAGAAUACAGAGCCCACGGUUGUGAUAAAGACGAACGUCCGAUCUUCGCGCGGUCUUCGUUUGUAGGGGGAUGAUUAAGCCUCUGGGACAGUCUCGAGCGUCGUCGUCGUCACUCGUCGUCGCCGUCAUCGCAUUAAUUCCGUGCGGCUGUUGACUGAAAGUUGAAUCGGUUCUUUAACGGGUUAAAUCGCGCGGCUCUCCGGCCGGGCAGAAUGGCGAGCGGCUGCACGUCGCCGAUAACGAGGAGAGCCGAGCAGAGGGAUUCCUCGCGACGUACACUGUUUCAAUCGCGGGCUCGACGAUGGGUUCGCGCGAUGAUUUAAAAAGUUUCGCGUCCGGCGCAAUUAUCGGGGUCUGAGCUGUUUUCGAGACGUCCGCGCUGACGGCGAGGGUGCGGAUGCAACGGGGGAUGGACGCACACACGCUCCCCGCACUCAUUGUAAAUAGGGGGAGGACCGCGGCCGCGCGAGACUGGAGUGGUGUCAUCUCGAUGAUACGUCCAAAUGGAAUUGUGACGUUUCCUCGAUCAGAUCGCGCAGAUACGUCACACGCAGGUCGAUCCCGUCGGGAUUCUCCAUACGACCAACAUGGAGCUAGGUACAUACAUACAUGUAGGCGUACGCGCGCAUUACACAUAUAUUACAUAAUGCAUAUACAUAGGUAGCCAUAUAUGGAUGUACGGGGCGUACACGUCCCAAAAGGUGCGUACCGAGUACGUAGUUGUAUUUCCAGGAUUCUUCUGGCGACCCGCAUUUUUCAGGCGGACAUUCCUCCCCGGCGGGGCUUUAAACGUUGCUGUGUUCGACGCGGACUCGCUUCGACAGUGUCGCGACAGUGAUCUUUCAGUGAAAUUUCGCGCGAACGCGUUCGCACGGUCUUCCAGGUUGCGUCUCCGCUCGUUCGCUCUUCCGUCUCUUCCUUCUUAAGUUUCGGAGCGGAUCCCCCCGUCGAAUCUUCGCUUCAACUCCCCCGGGGAGCCGUGCGCGCCUCCGUCUUUAAUCGGUACACACUCUUUGCGAGACAUUUUCCUCCUCCCCGUACACGUAUCUCCGUGUUGGUGGUCCGGUGUAGCGGAAAUCGGGACUUCGGGCGACGGCUGUUUAAUUUGCUCAUGCCGCCGCGAUUUCUCGACCGAUCGAUCCGCUGCGGGAGGUGUCGCGACGCAAAUAUUGGCUUCGUCAAAUAUGUAGCUGACGCUCGCUGGAUGCGAGCCUCCUCCUCGCUUUUCUCCGCGGCGGAGUCGACGUCGGCGCGGCGCGGCUUGUUUUCUGUCUUCCGUGUUUGCGCGCGAUCCUCAGUUCCGUGCGAUUCCGUGUGUUAGACAACGAUCUCCGGUGACUCGAGCAUCCAAGCGGGAGCAGACAAAAGGGUGAUCUCCGAUCGGUGGUCCUGCGGCUAAACCGCAGGAUCCGACUCUUAGACGGUUUAAAAGCUUUAAACGGUGGAUCGCGGAAACGCGAGGACUUUCUUAUCGAGAGUGUUCUCGAGGAAGUCGUCGAUUUCCGAAGUUGGAUACCUGCGAGAGUCUCUGGACCGGUUGUACCAACGUAGACUAGUGUUAAUUUACGACUCGAUCGUCCUCUUCUGCGUUCUAAGUAAGGAUUAUAAGCCGGAAAAGGGGUAACAAUCGUUAAGCUAUAGGAUUAAUUGUCGCGCGCUGUCGGUGCAGUCCGGCCUCAGCUACUGUUCACCGUUAUAUCCGUAGCUUCUCUUUGGAUCCUCGAGUCAUCGGUCUGGAAAGCAUACGCACUGGGUGAUCUCUAUCGCACGCGAUCGCGUCCUGACGAAUCGUCUACCUUUGCGUUGCACAAGGAGAUUCCGCGAGUUCGUCUAUCCUUGCGAUCGCGGGUGUUCUCCCUCUUAACGAUCACUCGUUAGUAAAACGCUACAGUUCCUAGAUGUAAGUAUACGCCGAAGAAGCGACUUUCCGUGCACCUGGCCACCGACAUUCGACCGAAUUAUCGCCCUUGAUACCAAAUGUUCCUUAAGUUGUUUCUUGCGAAAAUACUCUUGUAAAUAGUCGACGUCUAACUGAAUAACCGAAGCGCGUGCGAAUCUUGCGAAAUGCGAGGAAGGUCGGAUUAAAAUGUGAUAAGAUGUUUGAAACAGAGAGAGAGAGAGAGAGAGAGAGAGAGAGAGAGAGCGCAGCGCGAGCUUCAUCGAUCACCGAGAUAAGGUUCCAAAGUAUACCAAGUCCAAGUAAGUGCUAAGUAAGUGCAGGCGGAUCUUUCAGAUCUAAGCCUCUUUUUUAAUAUUUAAUUAUGCGAUUAAUAUUUUAUUAUGUGACUCCAUCAACUUUGAUCACCGACAACGAAAAAUGUUAGUGAAGCUGUUGUUUUAGAGGUAAAUAUAUAAUUUGAGAUUCUUCCAAGUCGUGUUAGUAUCUUUUUAGGAUUCUACCUGUCAGUAUUUCUCAAAAUCAUGUAGUUAUUAUAUUUUAUCUGUCACGCGGAAGUAACGCAGUUUUAUUGAUCAGCUUAGUAAACUUUGGAACCUAGUGGCCAACACGUAUUCUCGUCACGACGGUUAGGAUCGAAAUGCCAGUUAUUGCACACUUGAUGUAACUGUAUAAAUAUCGAUAUCAAUCUGUCAGUCUCGUGUCUCUUUGAUGGUACUUAAAUGAAAUGAGGCCUGUCGGGCCUCGUCGCGUUCAGCGGCGCAGCGUCGGUCAUGUUCUUUAAGCGAGGUAAGUUAAUAAUAUAAAAAAAUUAUAAUAAAGGAAUAAAUCUUUUUCUCGUAGCACGUUCCUCCUUUGGCCCGACGUGCGACACGAGCUCGAAUCUUUUGUACAUAAGGAAAAAGAAAAGAAGGAAAAAGAAACGCCGCGGAUCGCGGGUGCGACGCGCGAAAGUUAAUAAUUAACUAAUUAAUUAAUUGACGCUCUGUCUUGUCGCAACACUGUAAAUCCAAGUGUGUACUUUUUACGUAUUUACGCGUGUAAGUUGAUUUUCUGUGUAAACAUUACGCACUGCACUGCAUAAAACCAUAAAUAUACAUACUAAAGCGUGUAAUAAAAUACAUUUUACACACUUACAAAUGCGUAAAAAGUGACUACAUGAUUUUACAUACAUAAGUGUGUAAAAAGUACACACUUGGAUUUGCAGUGAAGUCGUGAGCCGACCUUGCGUAUAAACUUAUUGCUCGUUUAUAUGCGAUGUAUUUUUGUGAACAGUAUUGAAAGUGCUACCGUUGUACAGUUAUCAUAUGGUAAAUGUACUAAUGAUGUACCUAUAAUGUACAUAUAGAUAUAUUUAAUUAAAGUGAUGAAUUUGUGUAAA
This is a messenger RNA of Ooceraea biroi (clonal raider ant), 12461 nucleotides long. RefSeq names its product protein tramtrack, beta isoform. The record is from RefSeq and is a predicted model, not a curated record. Gene Ontology annotation, biological process: regulation of transcription by RNA polymerase II. Lineage: Eukaryota; Metazoa; Arthropoda; Insecta; Hymenoptera; Formicidae. Gene Ontology annotation, cellular component: nucleus. Gene Ontology annotation, molecular function: protein binding; DNA binding.